Gavialis gangeticus (Gharial) is the source of this 4111-nucleotide messenger RNA. RefSeq names its product sulfatase 1 (gene SULF1). Bases 659 to 4033 code for a protein of 1124 amino acids. The transcript has 22 exons. NCBI's taxonomy places the organism in Eukaryota, Metazoa, Chordata, Crocodylia, Gavialidae. The record is from RefSeq and is a predicted model, not a curated record. Gene Ontology annotation, molecular function: calcium ion binding; N-acetylglucosamine-6-sulfatase activity; glycosaminoglycan binding. Gene Ontology annotation, cellular component: endoplasmic reticulum; cell surface; plasma membrane.
CCUGCCUCUCCCCAAUAGCAGCCCUCGCUCGAAAGCUCAGGUUACUUCGCUAAGAGUUCUCAGCCCCCUCGUUUCUGUCCUUGUCUCUGCCUCCAACUUCUUAAGAGCCACCCAGCCCCAGCGAUUGGAUUGGGCAGCCCGUCUUGACACACCACUGUGCUGAGUGCUUGAGGACGUGUUUCAACAGAUGGUUGGGGUUAGUGUGUGUCAUCACGUUGGAGUGGGGAUUAGAGAAGGGAGGCAGCCUUGCUGGAGCUGUGUGGUCUUCUCCAAGUGUGAGUUGCAAGCAAGAGGAGAGCUCUGUAGCUGUUGGGAGAAGAGAGAGGAUUUCUUUUCAGCAGCUGCAAGGGGGAAAAAAACCCCAGUUUGUUCAGUAAGAAAUUGAAUUGUGGAAGAGUGUGGAAAAAGAUGACAAAAUUUCUUUGUUUCAUCAGAAAAAGGUCCUAGAUGCAAUAAACUUACUAGACUAGACAUACAGACUUCUUUCAAUGGUAUGAAAAUUAACCCAGGCACAUCAGCUGCAGGAAAUCUUCAAAGGGCUCCUCCUACUGAUGUUCUGAAUACUUUUGCAUCAUAGCAAUUCAUUACUGUACCAGGACCUGAACUUAAGACCUUAGAGGAAAAAAAGAUCAGGCACUUCGGGACUAGAGGAACUACAAUGAAGUAUUCUUGCUUUGCACUCUUUCUGACUGUGCUCAGUACUGAGUGGAUAAGAAGUCUCUGUUCAACUGUCAAAUCUCCAAGGUUCAGAGGACGUGUGCAGCAGGAACGAAAAAACAUCAGACCAAAUAUUAUUCUUGUACUCACAGAUGACCAAGAUGUAGAACUUGGGUCCUUGCAGGUGAUGAACAAAACUAGAAGGAUCAUGGAAAAUGGAGGGGCCACUUUCAUCAAUGCCUUUGUAACCACCCCAAUGUGCUGCCCAUCUCGAUCCUCCAUGCUAACAGGGAAAUAUGUUCACAAUCACAACAUAUAUACCAACAAUGAAAACUGCUCUUCUCCUUCCUGGCAGGCAACACAUGAACCACGUACUUUUGCAGUGUAUCUCAACAACACUGGGUAUAGGACAGCUUUUUUUGGGAAAUACCUCAAUGAAUACAAUGGCAGCUACAUUCCUCCUGGGUGGAGAGAGUGGGUUGGAUUAGUCAAGAACUCUCGCUUCUAUAAUUACACCAUUUGUCGGAAUGGCAACAAAGAGAAGCAUGGAUUUGAUUACGCAAAGGACUACUUCACAGACUUAAUCACUAACGAGAGCAUUAAUUAUUUCAAAAUGUCUAAGAGAAUAUAUCCUCAUAGGCCCAUAAUGAUGGUUAUCAGCCAUGCUGCCCCCCAUGGCCCUGAAGAUUCUGCACCACAAUUCUCAGAGCUCUAUCCAAAUGCUUCACAGCACAUAACGCCAAGCUAUAACUAUGCACCAAACAUGGAUAAGCACUGGAUUAUGCAGUACACUGGCCCCAUGCUGCCUAUCCAUAUGGAAUUUACAAAUGUCUUACAGCGCAAAAGGCUUCAGACUUUGAUGUCAGUUGAUGACUCCAUGGAAAGGUUAUACCAUAUGCUUGUGGAGACGGGUGAACUGGAGAAUACCUACAUUAUUUACACCGCUGACCAUGGUUACCAUAUUGGGCAGUUUGGACUGGUCAAGGGGAAGUCAAUGCCUUAUGACUUUGAUAUUCGAGUUCCUUUCUUUAUUCGUGGUCCAAGUGUAGAGCCGGGAUCAGUAGUGCCUCAGAUAGUGCUGAAUAUUGAUCUUGCUCCAACUGUUCUGGAUAUUGCAGGACUUGACACACCUCCAGAUAUGGACGGCAAGUCUGUCCUAAAACUUCUAGACUUAGAAAAGCCAGGAAACAGAUUUCGAACAAACAAGAAGACGAAAAUUUGGCGUGAUACGUUCCUAGUGGAAAGAGGCAAAUUUCUGCGCAAGAAGGAGGAGCCCAAUAAAACAGUUCAACAGUCUAAUCAUUUACCAAAAUAUGAGAGAGUAAAGGAAUUAUGCCAACAAGCAAGGUACCAGACAGCGUGUGAGCAACCAGGACAGAAGUGGCAGUGCAUUGAAGAUACAUCUGGCAAACUUCGAAUUCACAAGUGUAAAGGAUCUAGUGAUAUGCUCGCCAUCAGGAAGAGAACACGAAGCAUACACUCCAGGGGAUACAGCAGUAAAGACAAAGACUGCAACUGUGAAGAUACUGAUUACCGAGCCAGCAGGACCCAGAGGAAAAAUCAAAGACAGUUCAUGAGAAACCCUAAUGCACAAAAGUACAAACCAAGAUUUGUUCACACUCGGCAAACUCGAUCUUUGUCUGUGGAAUUUGAAGGUGAAAUAUAUGACAUAAACCUGGAAGAAGAAGAAUUACAAGUGCUGAAAUCCAGAAGUAUUACUAAGCGUCAUAAUGCUGAAAAUAAGGAGGAUUUGGAAAACACUGAUGGUGCUGGAGCUGGUGGUGAAGAAAUGCUAGCUGAUGGCAUCAAUAUAGUUAGCCAACCUAAUUCUGUCAGAGUGACACACAAGUGUUUUAUUCUUCCAAAUGACACUAUCCACUGUGAGAGGGAAUUAUACCAAUCAGCCAGAGCCUGGAAGGACCACAAGGCCUACAUUGACAAGGAGAUUGAAGCUCUCCAAGAUAAAAUUAAAAAUUUAAGAGAAGUGCGAGGACACCUGAAAAGAAGGAAACCUGAUGAAUGUGAUUGUAGUAAACAGAGCUAUUACAACAAAGAGAAAGGGGUGAAGGCUCAGGAGAAACUGAAGAGUCACCUUCAUCCAUUCAAAGAAGCAGCACAAGAGGUGGACAGUAAAAUUCAGUUAUUCAAGGAAAACCGCAGAAGAAAGAAAGAAAGAAAAGGGAAGAAGCGCCAGAAGAAAGGAGAUGAAUGCAGCCUUCCUGGACUCACAUGUUUUACCCAUGAUAAUAACCACUGGCAGACAGCACCAUUCUGGAACCUGGGCUCCUUCUGUGCUUGCACAAGCUCAAACAACAAUACUUACUGGUGUUUGCGAACAGUUAAUGAAACCAACAAUUUUCUCUUCUGUGAGUUUGCAACUGGAUUCUUGGAAUAUUUUGAUAUGAACACCGAUCCUUACCAACUGACAAAUACAGUACAUACUGUGGAAAGAGGCAUUUUGAACCAGUUACAUUUACAGCUAAUGGAACUGAGAAGUUGUCAAGGUUACAAGCAAUGCAAUCCACGACCUAAAGGACUUGAAUCAGAGGAGAAUUAUGGGAUGGAUGGGAAGGUUAACCUGCCAAAUUUCACUGAGGACGUCAACUGGCAAGGACUGGAAGAUUUGUACAGUGUGAAUGAAAGUUUAUAUGAAUACAAAUACAACUAUAGACUUAGUCUGGAGGACUGGACUAAUUACUUGAAGGAUAUAGAUAGAAUGUUUGCACUGCUGAACAGUUAUGAUGAGCAAAAUAAAACAGACAAUAAAACCGCUCAAAACAGUGGUUACCUGGACAAGUCGCCUACACGAUGUACCUUGCUGGAAAUUACCUCUGCUGAGUCAGAUGAGGAAUCAAGUGGUCUGACUGCAGAAGAGUUACAGCCUGUUGUGCUAACAGACUUUGAAGCCCUAUCUUUGAGCGCAGUCAUUUUAAGUCAAGAGAGGAAACUUGAAUUAAAUAAUGAUAUCCCUGACAAAAGUCAUUUGAAUGCAACACACUGGAGAAAUAAUCAAGCUGAAAAAUGGAUGGAAGGUAAAGAAUCAGACAAUUUUGAAAUAGAUUUCAGUGGAAAUGAUCUGAUGGAGCUGGAGUCCAGACAUAGUUUCAUUUUACAGCCCAUUAGCAUGCUUCAGAAAGACUCACCUGAGGAUGGUGGUGGCCCUAUGGAAGAAGUUUUUGAAGAUCAGAUCUAUUUUCCUGUGAGGUCUAGUGAAGCCAUUGUACACCAGGCUUUAAGUGUAUCCAUCAGGGAUCCCUCUAUCAGGUCUCAGAAAAUGGAAACUACAUUGGAAAAAAUAGAACCUAAUUUUUCAGGGGAGACAUCGCAAAUCGUAAAUGUAGAAGGCAGUGCCUCAUCUGCACUCUCCCUAGAUUAGAUCAAAUUAUGAACCAUAUGAAGUUCUCUUGAUUUUUUUUAAAUGGCAAAUUAAUAAAGGUAAUCAUGACAACUGACA